GCAUCACAACAUCCAGAAGAAAAAUGGAUGGAUUCUCAACCUUGUAUUACGCGUUAUAUCCCAGCGACAAUUUAGACAAUAAGGAAUCACUAGCUGCAUUGGCCACACUCAUCCUAUCAACUGUCGACCAGCUACUGGGAAAAUAUGAAUUUUUGUGGCACAAAGAUACCUUCGAAUUAACGCUGAAUGAUCUGGAAGUCAGAAACAAUAGGGGCUUUUUCUUAGAGGGGCGUAUGCGCGUUGGAGAAUCAAUCCAGGAUGAAUGGAUCACGGUCUGGCUCUUGAGGGAGCUCUCAAAGACAUACGAUUUCGUCAUUGAGAUCCACGACACUGACGGCCAGUUUCUCCUUAUCGAGGCAGCCAAUGAGCUACCAAAUUGGCUGACACCUGCCCGAGCAGACAACAGACUGUGGAUACACAAUGGCAAACUCCAUCUCGUCCCAAUCGACCAUACCUCUCCUGGCCCAGCCCAAAAGCGACGAGUAUUCGAAAUAGACAACACCUUCGAUGAUUUACAGCCCCAGGAGGAGAACGACGCGUGGAUAGACCACCGCAAAGCUAUCCAACUGGUUAGGAACCCUCAAGUUGAGACUCUAGCGUCGCCAAGUCUCGAAAAGGCUGCUUUUUCCCGCCUGGAGACCUACCCGUAUAGUCUGGGAGAACACCAGCAUACAUUCGUGGCCUACUUGCCGCCGUCGUUGGCGAAAAUAUGCGCACAUACGAGCGCGAAAGUUGUAUCACCUGAACGUCAGACAGCCACCUCACUCACACAGAAGGCCAUCGAGGCGUUUGCGACUCGUGACAGCGCUGGGACGCGAGCUGCCCAGAAGAUGUCUCGCUUUGCGCCUGACGAAACGACACGUUGCAGCGUUACAGUCAGCAGGACGGCAUAUGCCCAAAUGCAAGGCCAGAAGUUCUACCCGCCGAGGGUCUACAAGGCUGAGCAAUGGCCCAACACUGGCAGAGAACGCGAACAGCGGGAGAAAGGCAUGCGUCUCGCGUGCGGUUUCGAGAUCCUUUUCGAUGAAUCCAAGCAUUCCCUUGGGAGGGAGUCCACGAGGGUUCACAACCCUGAUGCAGACAAACCCAUCGAAGUGCUGACUGAGAACGAUCCAGCGUUUAGGACCUACAUCGACAAAUUAGCAGCCGUCGAUUUCUUCAAGGGCGAGAUCGAAGGGAGUAGACUCUACAACCAGCGGUACGAGCAUGCCAAGCGUGUAUGGCUUUCCAUUCGGGAGAAGGAAAGCGACGACCGCUUUUCGUUUGCCCAGGAAGUCGAGACACUCUUGAAAGCACCGGGUGUCGGCAAACCCACCACCGAUCAGGAUGACGACGAGAAAUGGAUGGAAAUCGACGCCACAGACUUCGACGACUACCUGUCUCAGCGGAUGCAGGCGUCCACUGCGAGCGGAGCACCCGACGCGGAUGUGCAAGCCUCAGCAGCAACACUGGGACAGUUCAGCGACAAGCUGAACGCCUUCGUUGAAGGGCAGGGUGGAGUGACCGAAGCAAAGUUCGCGGAUGAAGAAUUCUCCGACGACGAUGGCGACAGCAGCGGCGGCAGCGACGAAGAACUAGACGACGCUGAUAAGCGACGGAUAAUGGACGGCCUCGUACCCUCGCUAAAUCAAAGUGAAUGGGGUGCGUCCACGCAAUCUGCACUCCAACAAGAACAGCAAGAGCAGAAAGACCAGACUGUCAACUUAUCCGCCGCCAAAGAGGAGGAUCUUCUAAACAAGGUGCGGGAAUUCGCUGACGAUCCGUCUGAAACAAAGCAAAGGGAGGAGGACGACCGCCUGCGCAGGCCCUACUUCGAGAAGGAAGAGUACGACGGCUACUCAGACUCUGACGACGGCAUCGACGAAGACACUAGGAACGCCGAACGCUUGAAGAGUGCUGUCAAAGAAAUAGGCGACGACGAGGCAGAAGACAUCGAGAACCUCCCGCAGGUGGAGGGAGACGUCGACAUUGACAUGGGCAACGAAGAGGAAGACUUCCUGGCGUUCUCGAGGGAGGCGCUCGGUAUCGAUGACGCCCUCUGGAGCAAGAUCAUCAGCGAGAGGAAAGACAGAGGCGCAUUUGUGCCGUCAUCCACAGCCAAUGGGCAGCAAGCAGCACAUACAGCCUCACCACAGCCACCGCAGCCACCUACGAAAGCUCCACACACCGGAGUCGAAGACCAGCACGCAAAACCAGCACGCAACGACAAGCUGAACUCCUUCGAAGCCGUAAUGGCCGCCAUGGACGACGAGCUCGCAAAGACCACCGGACGGCCCCACAGUACGCACCCAACCCGCGAGGACGACGACGACCAGCUCAGAGCGAUGGACCAAGAGCUCAAGUCCAUCCUCGCGCGCGUAGAUCCACACGACGAGACACUCGACGACGACGAAUUCGAGAGCGAAGAGCUGCAGUCGGGCGACUACUCGACAAUGAGAAACUUCCUCGAGUCGUUCAAGGCCCAGUCCGGCCUGAGUGGGCCUGUCAGCAACCUUGCGGGCUCCUUCGGCGAGCGUCUCCCGCGAGACCACCAGUAGCUAUUGUAAUUUAUUAUCCCAUUUUUUUUUUU
Wallemia mellicola CBS 633.66 is the source of this 2569-nucleotide messenger RNA. RefSeq names its product SGT1-domain-containing protein. The transcript is spliced from 2 exons. Bases 24 to 2537 code for a protein of 837 amino acids. Gene Ontology annotation, cellular component: nucleus. The record is from RefSeq and is a predicted model, not a curated record. Lineage: Eukaryota; Fungi; Basidiomycota; Wallemiomycetes; Wallemiales; Wallemiaceae.